This is a messenger RNA of Oikopleura dioica, 2076 nucleotides long. Lineage: Eukaryota; Metazoa; Chordata; Appendicularia; Copelata; Oikopleuridae. The record is from the annotation of a GenBank genome assembly.
AUGGCAAACUCGCAACUCAAACCACCCAAAGUCUUCAAAAAGCACAGUAAGAAAGGCGAAAACAGAUCGACUUGCUGGCGCUCUUUGAAAUGGAAAAUCGCGAUUUUAUGCUGCUACAGUCACCGCCAAAAGGGGUCGAGCCUGCUCCACAAUCUUCUUAUUCUAAUUGUGGUAUUCUCCCAGGUUUAUCUUCUACACAGAUAUGGACUCCACAGAGGCCGCAAAAGCGCUGAUUCUAGCGUUCUAAUGCAGAUGAAACGAUCGUAUCCGUUACAAGGCGCUACAUCUCAGCUACAGCAAUUUGUUGAGCAGCAGUUCGGCAAGAACUUGGAGAACCCAUUUGCCUACGAAGAGCAGCAAAAUCCCUUCCAGUUCCCAUUAACUAAUCAGCAGCCCUUGAACAAUCUCGUUCAGCUUCCGGAAUUGCCAAAUGUAUUAGAAACGAAUGAAAUCAACCUCCAGCCAAGCUUAGCUCCUGUCAAAGAGGAAGCUGUUGAAUCUCCAGCGCAAGCUCCUGAAUUAACUGUGGGAGUUGUUCAACAAAAAGAUUCGCCACUGGUCCCGCAACAACUGGGAGAACCAGAUCAAGGAGCGAAUUUAAAUGCCAUCCGUUUAGAAAGUCCAAAACCUCUCGACUUAGCGAGUGAAGUCAUUCAGAAUCCACCCCCCGCACAACCAGAAGUUCUCCCAGCCGUCCCGGAAAUUCCUCCAGUCGCUCCGCAAGUUCCUCAAACUCAAGAUCUCGCAAACGCGGCUGAUCCUGUCCAAGGGUUGCCCAACCAGGAGCAGGCGCCAAACCUCUUUCCAAAGCCAGCAUCCUCACUGUUACGGAAUCACAAAUUCGGCACAUUUCUUUCGCUCUUCACCGUGCGCCAGCCACAACGUGAAAUCAAAUCCUCUGCCAACCCGCCGAACCCAAUGUACGAGAUGGACAAAAGCAAGCUGUUGAUUCCUGUGCUGCCGUGGGGACCAGCCGAGCAGAUUCGCGGCUUCCGUGAAUCCCUACUAAUGGGCUUUUUCAUGAACAGGACAGUCUGCGUUCCCCCUUUUUGGCGCGAGCGCAGUCCAAGCGCGUUUAAGAUGGUGGGAGAGGGACUUCCCGCUGGCGCUCGAAUAGACGUUGACGAGCUUUCGAAACUAGUCAAUGUCUGCUCGCUGGAAGAUGUUAUAGCUAAAUGCGGAAAGCAGUUUACGUCGGUUAUGCUGGGCCAAAACAUUUGCUCCAAAUACACGAGGAAGCGCAUCGCGGAGCUGGAGCAGCGGCUGAGCUUUGAUCCGAUUUACACCGACGAGGAUUGCACGCUGGCGGACGGCGUGAAGCUGAGCCCGCCCGGCUUCACGGAGAAAAUGGUGAAGCUGCAGCCCAAGGUCGAGGAUGUGCAGCAGCAAUUUCCCGUGGCGUCGGACACGUGCACCUUGUGGCUCUAUCCAUACAUUAAUUUUAUUGAGAGCGAGAAGAAACUGCUCAUUCCGUUCUUGACCCGCGCGUCGCCACCCGAGGGAAAAUGGCUCAAGGACAUCAUCAAGUACACGAAGCGACCCAAGUACAUCCACCAGAUAGUGAACGACUUCUUCGAGCUGAAUAGUCUCGACAAAAGCAACUAUUUGGCGAUUCGAUGGGAUUUCGAGAAAGACUUUUCGGACAGCUGCGAGAAAAAGAAGGAUGACUUUUUCUGCAAGCUGACUAGCAAUAGCACAGAAGCUAUUCGAGGCUUAACGAAUUAUGUAAAGCAGUAUAAUCAAAAGAAGAAGCUGAAAGGUGUCUAUGUUUCCACGAAUCCUGAUAUGCACGAAAAGAUUUUUACAACGCUGACGAGCGUCUGGAAGGCCGAGUUCGACGGACUGAUCCCGCUCUUUACGCGCGACGAUCUCAGCCCAUGCGUCGAAAAGGUGAACUGCAUGGGCGUCGAUCUUGCCGACGCUGUCGAUACUGCAGAAAUAGAGCUGUGUUACCGCUCCGCCGCAUUUUUACGCGCUCAGUAUUCAAUAUGGUCGAGAACGAUCGAUUUGGAACGACGGGCGACUCAUGUACGCUCGCUGGCCGAUAAACUCUUCACCGAUAUUAUAAAUAAAUAA